This is a messenger RNA of Adineta ricciae, 1110 nucleotides long. Lineage: Eukaryota; Metazoa; Rotifera; Eurotatoria; Adinetida; Adinetidae. The record is from the annotation of a GenBank genome assembly.
AUGCUACGAUUUGGGUCUCUUUUUUGUUGUUUACAAUGUUUGUAUCUGAUUGGACAAGUUUGUGGACACGGUUAUCUCGCUGACCCACCAGCGCGUAGUUCGGCAUGGCUAUUCGAUAAGACGUUCGAUCAGUGCUGUCGAUACUAUAACCAUGCACAGAUGUUCUGUGGAGGAGCGUAUCGUCAGUGGACUGUGAAUGGUGGUAAAUGUUCUAUCUGUGGAGAAGCAUAUGAUCUCAAAGACAAACUAUUCGAUCUGGGUGGUAAAAUGUAUUUGGGCAAAAUUGUACGGACAUAUACUCAAGGUGCUACAAUACCGGUGACAGUUAUCUUAACAGCAAAUCAUUUAGGCGUGUUUGAAUUUCGUGUCUGUAAUAUCGACAAUGAUCCAAAUCAGGAUGCUACACAAGCAUGUUUGAAUUUAAACCUUUUGAAUGUCACCAUUGAGACGUCACCAACAGGUGUCGAUCGCGAAUCAACGCAGUAUCCAGUUAGUCGAUUGGCAGCGACUGUACAUUUGAAUGUUACACUUCCCCCAAAUCUCGUGUGCAAACAUUGUGUCUUUCAAUGGAAAUAUCGAACAGGUAACAGUUGGGGCUCGUCGAAUGGCAAAGCAUGUCUUGGUUGUGGACGAGAAAACGAAGAGUUCUACGGUUGCUCGGAUAUAGCCAUUAGAAGUGCGAACGAAUCUGCUCAAAUCGAAAGAGCAGAAGCAGCUACCAAAUCAUCUAAUAUGACAGUACCAACUUCAGCACCAAUCGCGCAAACAACGGCAGUAUCCGAAGUAUCUCUGCGAAAAUGUCGCUCAGCAGCAACAUUCAGCGAAACAUUUGAUUUAAGCUCGAUCAUGAAUAGAUAUUGUGAAACAGUUUGUUCCGAAAAUUGUUCUUCGGACAAAAUACUUGGCAAUUCAGUGCUUUACGAAGCGUGCGUAGCCACAUGCGCUCCGACAUCAGACGUCAACAAACGAUUGAAUAAAACUGAAGUUUCUUCCUCCGAUAAGACCAUUCUAUUGUUUGAAGCGGAAACUUACAAACAACGUUUGCCAUUGCCGGCUACUUGUUUAAUUUCUCGUAUCGGAAGACGUCAAUAUCUAUCCUAUUAUUAUUAA